GUGACAACAAGACGGAGCGCAAACAAAUCGUGUUACGGGAUAGAGGGGUGCAAAAAAUGUUUCGCUUUCUUCGAAUUUUAAGGUUAUUUUGAAGCAACAUGAAACGUUACAUGUCGCUUUCAUAGAAAGCUACAUCCUGAGAAAUAUGAGAGGAUUUAUUAUUUUCGACUCGGUGAACGACGUUGUUUUCAGACAACUCGACGGUGAACUCCUAAAGCAUGUGUUUGGUCUUGCUUUGAAAAAUGAACUCGUCCCAGAACAUGAAGAUGAACUUGCAGAUUUGGAUGCUGCCAUCACGAAUGAUGUCCUUGUGCAGCUGUUCUCACCUUUGGUUACUUCGCACAGGAUGAUGAAAGAGAAAAUGAACAUGUAUUCCAGUAUUUACUGCAAAGAUCAAACACUAUGCGUGUUUGCCGAGUUUCUCGGCCAUACCCUGCUCGGCAUAAAUUCUGAGAAAGAAGAUGCAGAACCAGUGGCACGUAAAAGACUGAGGGUUUUCCUAAACUUGGUGCAGAGGCUUUAUGGACCAGCACUACAUGCGUUGAAGGUCCACUCUCUAAAUACAAACAGGAGAGCUGUGUUGUUGAAGAAGUUGAUGGACACCUAUGAUGCACUCAGUCAAAAAGAUCAGAGCUUCUUAGUAGAGGCAUUGGAGCAUAUUGUAGUGAAGAGUGACGUACGAAAAAGUUGCAGCCGUCUACUGGAAGACAUCUCCGAGAUCUUUCAACGUUAUUGCCGUGUGGGCGAAAUGGUCUCCCACGGUUUUUUGUUUGUGAAGGACAAACUGGUAGCAACAUUCUUCAGCCGGAAUUCAACGCUUCCAUCGCAUGCCGACUUGUUGGUUCUUUCGCUGACUGUAAGGACACUUCGGGAAGCAGAAGCAAGUAAUGAGCAAUACCUCGGCGAGGGCCAGGAAGAGCCUGAGGACGAGAGUGAGGUCCAGAAUUCGGAGCAGAGGCUGGAACAGGAAGGGAACCAAGAACAGAGCCAGGGCCAGGAAAGUAACCAAGAACAGAAUCGAGACGAAAGUCAGGACCAGGAACGGACCUCACGACCGGCUCGACUCGGUCAUCUUCUAAUGUUCUUCGCUACAAACUUACGUUCUGCAAUGCCAUAUCUAGUCCAUUGGUUGAAAAUUGAUGACGACGUCACAGUUGCUAUAACAAGCGAGUUUAACAGGGCACUUCUGGCCGACAGCUUAUUCAGCUUGAUGAAACAGUUGCACUCAAUUCGACAGAGUCCAGAAGAAGGUCGAUCUCGCUUGACGAUUGACACUCUCGAAGCUGCCAUUAUGCGAACUAUCGACACCUCUGGACGUCUCGAUCUGAAAAAGGACCAGGAAGCCAGAAUCAACCUCGUUGACAAGAAAUGGAUGCAUUUAAAGAUGUCAGGAUUUGGAGAAUACCUUGCAGGAACACAAAACACUGAACUGGCAGCUCGGUCCGAAGAGGCAAUCGUGCUUUUAAACAAGACAUUCCAAUUAAUAUUUGAAGAGCUGGUUCUAAACCCUGGGAUACAGCAUGAGGUGGAGCCAAGGCCACGGCUGAAGACUUACAUGCAUUAUUUUGCUGCAUUGGUGAAGAAGGAAAUGGAAGACUUCAGGGAAAUGCUGCUAACGAAAACAGAUCCAACCCUGAACAUAGGAUCUGACAUCUUAGAGAACUAUCCAGGACUUCUUCACUACAUCCAUACCAAUCGAAGUGCAAAUCAAAUGGUAUCGCCGUCAUUGUUGGAAUACAAAGCUGGUUCCCUUCAUGACAAGGUGUGGAAAGCAUGGGGAUUUAUUCAAAAGCAUGCCCACGAAGGUUCCUUCACAACCUUAUGGUCCGAGGAUGAUCUUCAGUAUUCAUAUUUACUGUGGUUUACUAACCAUUCGGGCAAAACAGUAAAACCAAAGUGUGCUGUUGAUCCAAUGAGCCUCAACCAGAUGUACUAUCCCGGUAUCAUGGCAGGCAACUUUUAUGGCCAACUGAUGCGGUACUGCUUCCCAGACGUGUCCCUUGAUCAGCUGGUUUGCCUGGAGAUAUUUUGCAUCCAUGCCAGUACGAUCGCUGCUAGUGACGUUAUCGAUCAGGUCCACCAAUUGUCUACUGCUCUUUGGCACGUUUGGGACAACACUAGUAUGGACUCUGCCUGAAGUUUACGCUUUGUGUGUAGUGUAGCAAGGUUGCGGUGUGAACAUUGCCUCCAUUUUUGGGAAGCUGUUUUGAUAAAAGCUCACAAAGUGC
This is a messenger RNA of Ornithodoros turicata, 2228 nucleotides long. It is a transcript of the gene HPS1, whose product is annotated as BLOC-3 complex member HPS1-like. Gene Ontology annotation, cellular component: BLOC-3 complex. Gene Ontology annotation, biological process: vesicle-mediated transport. Bases 146 to 2137 code for a protein of 663 amino acids. Gene Ontology annotation, molecular function: guanyl-nucleotide exchange factor activity. The record is from RefSeq and is a predicted model, not a curated record. The transcript has 14 exons. NCBI's taxonomy places the organism in Eukaryota, Metazoa, Arthropoda, Arachnida, Ixodida, Argasidae.